This is a messenger RNA of Alligator mississippiensis (American alligator), 4235 nucleotides long. RefSeq names its product myocilin (gene MYOC). The transcript has 3 exons. The record is from RefSeq and is a predicted model, not a curated record. Bases 120 to 1598 code for a protein of 492 amino acids. NCBI's taxonomy places the organism in Eukaryota, Metazoa, Chordata, Crocodylia, Alligatoridae. Gene Ontology annotation, cellular component: Golgi apparatus. Gene Ontology annotation, biological process: signal transduction; osteoblast differentiation.
CCGGCAAACUCCGCUGUUGUGCGCACACAGGAGCAAUCAGCAGGCAGCUCUGCUUUUAGAGGCACUACACCAAAGGGGUCCCGGCUGCAGGGCUUAAAGGGACAGCAUCUGCAGGAGCGAUGCUUGUGGCUUGCCUGCUGCUCUCCUUGAGCCUGCUACAGGGUGCCCUGGGGAGCACAGUCCACCUCCGGAGAGCCAACGACAGGCACGGUAGAUGUACCUACUCAUUUACGGUCCCCAGCCCACAUGAGGCCAGCUGUCCAGGGUCUGACCAGGCCAUGCCAGCCAUACUGGACCUGCAGAGGGAGAGCAACAUGCAGCGCUCAGAGCUGGAAUCUGCCAAAGCAAGGCUCAGUCUCCUGGAGAGCCUGGUGACCCAGAGUCAUGCUAUGGAGGGCUCCUCUGCUUCCACUGUGGAGUCACUGCAGAGACAGCUGGCCAGCCUGAGGAUGGAGACCACCCAACAAAAGUCCCAAGCCAGCAGGAUGGAGACUGCCUAUAGAGACCUCCUGAGGAACAAAUCUUCCCUGGAGGAGGAGAAGAGGCACCUGGAGCGAGAGAAGGAAGAGCUAGAAAGGAGGCUGGAGAACAGCAGCCAGGAGAUCGCUCAGCUGAGGGCCAACCAGUGUCCCCAAGUUAGCGACACACCUGUUCCAGAUUCCCUGCAAAGGUCCAAAAAAGUUUCUAGGUGGGAUAUGGAGAGUCCAGACUACCAGGAAUUGAAAUCUGAAAUGACGGAGGUUUCAGCUUCCAGCCUCUUUCAGGAGCACUCCUCUCACAGCCGUCUGGGUGCGGAGGACACAGGCACUGCAGGAUGUGGAGAACUGGUCUGGGUGGGGGAGCCCGUCACCCUCCGCAAAGCAGAAACAAUUGCCGGCAAAUAUGGUGUGUGGAUGAAGGAUCCAGAACCUGCUUCCCCAUACACCCGCGAGACGACUUGGAGAAUCGACACGGUUGGUACAGACAUCCGCCAGGUUUUUGAAUAUGACAGCACUGAUCAGUUCAUUCAGGGUUACCCCUCAAAGGUGCAUAUCCUGCCAAGGUCCAUGGAAAGCACUGGCGCCGUCAUAUACAGGGGGUCCCUGUAUUUCCAGAGGCGCAAGUCCAGAAUCUUGGCCAAGUAUGACUUGAGGAAAGAAACCAUCACUGUCCAGAAGGACCUCACCAAUGCAGGCUACCAUGGGCAGUUCCCCUAUUCUUGGGGCGGGUACACUGAUAUUGACCUGGCUGUUGAUGAGAUGGGGCUGUGGGCAAUCUACAGCACACAGAAGGCCAAAGGGGCCAUUGUCCUUUCCACGUUAGACCCAGAGACUCUAGAGAUCAGGCAGACCUGGGAGACCAACAUACGCAAGCAGUCAGUGGCCAAUUCUUUUAUGAUCUGUGGCACCUUAUACACCAUCAGUAGCUAUUCAUCCCCUGAUGCCAUGAUCCACUUUGCCUACAACACAGCCACAAGCACCCGUAAGCUGCUGAAAAUACACUUUGAGAACCGCUACAAGUACAGUAGCAUGGUUGACUACAACCCCACAGAGAGGAAACUCUUCGCUUGGGACAAUUUCAACAUGGUCACCUAUGAUAUCAGACUCUCCAAGAUGUGAGGAGCCUGGGAACGUGAAAAGGACACACCAUGCUUGUGGCUAACUAACAGCUGUUUGGCUAGGGCAGUAAGACAAUUAAGGCAUCAAUUUCACACAUUUUACUUUUCUUAUUCUUCCUGGUCUUUCACAGGGCUUAGCCUGAACCCCAGACUCAGACAGAGAACCACACUGGGAGGAACAAAUUGAUCAGGAUUGGAUGCUAGGUGAGGGAGUGUCACAUCAAGACACACCCUGGCUCAAAAAUAGUAACACAGAGCGGCGGGUGUCUUCACUGAGUUUGAGCAUUUGGAUGCAACAGGUCAUGUUCAGCCCUGGUGUAACUUCCUUCAACUCCUUUGGAGUUACACAAUGUUUGAAUUUAGACAGCAUAAAAAAGAAUGCAAGCUUUUCAAACAUGCACAACAUCUGGAGCAUAUAAUCUAGCUGCAAAGGGAAAAAAGCCAGAAGAACAAAAAUCUACCUGUUCUCUCUACUGAGAAAGGCUGUGACUCUAGUCAGUCAAACUAAAAGGAUCACCUCCAUCCAGAGCUUUAUAUAGUUGAGCAAUGGUAUUAUAGGGAAGCAUAUUACCUGGCUGCCAGCUUCACAGACAGCUUCUUAAAUAAAUACCCAACAACCAUCAUUCAGCCAUAGGCAGGCUGUGCAGCUGUUUAUGAUAUGAGGGCAGCAUGUUGUGCAGUCAAAAAUGAGCACAAACCAAAGCUGUGUUGACAGUAACAGAAUUUUGCUCUGUUGACCAAGACAUCCAGAUUAGCAUAUGCUGCAAAGCUGUAUGGCACCUGGUCUUUGUAGGAUCAAACCAAGGCCUAAAGGCACUGCUUCCAACCCCAGUGAAACUAGUGACACAACUCCCACUGAGUUCAAAGUAGUCUAGCUGGGCCCAGAGUAGGUUGGGAGAGCAGGGGAAUCUCAGACCAGGCCAAGAACAUUCCAACUUCCUAAGUGGGCCUGGCACUAUGGAUGGACCACAUCUAUUUAAAGAAACUGUUUAAGACCCAAAUGAUUUCAGGAACUUGAAGCCCCCUCUUGUUUGGCUAUGGGAGUCUUCUUUGAGAUCACUAAAAGCUCAGCUCAAGUGUUUCCAUAGGUAAAUUUUGGAGUCUGAAAACAUGAAAAAAAACUGAUUUUGGAAGAGAAAAAAAUAUAUGUGUAGGAGGGAAGGGGAGGGAGGGCAGGGGUUGGUCCUCUAUCACAGUGACAGAUCACAAGGAGGAACAGGAACCUUGGCUAUAAUAAGGAGAGGACAUGGUGCUAAUGUCCACAUAAAAAUAAAAGCCUUUUCUUGGUAGUAAACAGCAUUUCUGUCACUGAGCAUGAGAGGGAAGCAGGGACAGCAAGAUUCUGAUUUCAGCUCUCCAAGGACUGAGUACUGAAUGGCACUUUUAGCUAAUUAAUAGAAGUUUCGUUCCAUGUACACUAGCAUGGGAGUAAUGGACUGAGCAUUAGAGGAGAGAAAGUCCACUGAGAGGCAAGGAGAGACUUUUCCCCAAAGAUGUGGUUCACGUUCAUGUCACUGGUGCUGCUCUCUCCUCAGAUGCUGGAGCUCUAAAGAAGUGUUCCCUUGCUUCAAAAUGUGCUGCAGUUAUUAAAAAACAAAGAACACUGCAAGGGAGAACACCUUUUAUUUCUAGCCUCUUUCCAGCCCCAGGACUUUCCAUUUAUACAAAAUUUGGAAGCAAGUGGGUCAACAUUAGAUAUUGUUACUGUCAUCAUCAGCCAGGCAGCCUGUGGGGGAAGAGAGGAGAACUGACAUAGCUUGGUUUCUAUAUAGUCUUCCCCACUCCUCCACAGAAAUGGUUUGGCCACUGGCAUCUUAAACUGGGAACAAGAGGUGAGUAAAAAAUGCAAAGCUCAGGUCCAGUCAGCUAACCUUCCUCUAUGUUAUGCAGUCAUUACAUUUAAGGGCUUUGAUCCAGGUCCUAUUUCAGAAAGUGGAUGAUGUCAGGAGGUCAGCAUCCCACCAUUGCACAGCAUUCAAUGGCUGUUACAGAGCUGCAUAUUCACUUUUUGUCCAUAUGCCCACAAAAAGUAUGACCAGUGCAGCUUCCCUAGCAUUAAAAACCAAAGUUAAGCAAUUUUUAUUCACGGUUUUGUCUCCAGAAUGUUGCUGUUAGACACAGUUUAGACCAAAGGUGGCUUACUGUUUGCUAAUAACUCUAACUUCAGCCAGUCACCAGAGCGUAGUGCAGUCCAAACCACAGCGAAGUCAAAGGACAAAUCUCUCACUGCCUCUGAUGGACAACAGAACAGACUCAUAUUUAUUCCAGUCUAUGGUUAUUACCCUGGAAUGGGAAGCAUCCUCAUAUUAUGUAACGACUGGCAGUGCUAGCUAUCAACCGCAUAAUUUCACUGAUUGCACUGUAAUUAGAUGCAUGCUCUAAGAUAGCUAUGGCAUUAGAUUGUAAGCAGCUACCCAUGAUCUUAUUUUUUUUAAACAACUGCCACCUAAAAAAAAAACACCUAACCCCCACAUAAAUACUGUAGCUGGCUUGAUUUUUGUUUUUGAGGAGGAAAAAAAAAAGCACCAAGCAGUGGAGGUUGCAUUAAAGCAUCCUCCAUGAAAGCAAAAGUACAAUCUGCUAAUGAUUAUGUGGAAAUAGUUUAUGAUAAUAAGCAAUUAAAAAAAAUCUCAGACAA